AUCAUAUUCUCUCUAUUUCUUCUACAAUGUGUCGUGGACUCCUAGUCGAUAGAAGUUUGAGGAUUUUAUCUAUUAGUAUUCUUUUUUCGCAUUCCCUAAUGCCUAAUAAUUCACUCGUAUGUUUUUUGUGAUUUUGUACAUCUUAAAGAUUGUUGGCACUGAUGGUCAGCAAACUUGCGUAGGGCUUGUCAUACGAAAUCCGAAAACCGGAAGGAUCUCUGUUGCCCAUAUCAUUUAUUCCUAUAUCGUUGAGGUUGGUCUAACCCAGAUGUUAUCCUCCAUAGGCGAUGAAGAAAGUGAUGACAUUUUGGACGUUCAUAUAAUUGGUGGUUACAAUACUUCACCGCAACAAAAUUGUAGAACGUGGGAUGGAACUUCCACUUUUAUUUGUUUGAAGACAGUUGAAGUCCUUUGGAAAAGCAACAAAAGAUUUAACAUUCAAACUAUGUAUAUUCUUAAUGACAACACCAUAUAUGAUGAAGAAGGAAAUGCUUAUCCAUUUCUCAAAGGUUUUCUGGUGGAAACUGGCAACGGGUCAAUAUUUCCAGCAACCUUCCAUGAGACUACAAAAGGUCCUGAUGAAUAUAUUCGGCGUAUUCGAGAACGCGCUUGUCUAAGGGACCCCAAUUGGGAUAAUAGAUUGCUCGAGACAUAUGAUAUUGAGUCUGACCAAUUCACUAUUGCUUAUGUUUCUAGGGGCAAAAGAUAUUUGAAGUAUAUUGAAUCACUGCGAAACCAAUCUGAUGAGGAACUCUGCAAUACUUAUCUAACUGUUCCGAUUCCAAUGACUCCUCAUAAUAUAUUUGUAAUAAGACGGUAAUUGAACAACAUAUAUAUUCAUGUUUUAUUUUUAGUAAUGGUGCAUGCAUUAGCUAUUAAUUACACUUAUCUUUCAUUCCUUUUUACUCCAUCGAUGAACCUUAUCAAGGACUAAAUUAUCAAAUCAUUCUUUCUCUCAGAGAUUUGGAAAAGUUAUUCCAAGUUCCCAAUUGGGAAGAAGUAUUUCCAUUCAGACGACCUCGAACAUUUUUUAGAUCCAUUGAUGGGGGUUGGGCCAUGAGAACGAGUGAACAUAAUCAAAUACUCAAGAGAACCGCCAAUAGGGUUUGUCAAGGGAGAUACAAUAUUCAAUAGCCAACUCAAAUUAGAUUAAAUAUCGUGGUAGUCUAUGAUGUAUUAUUAUUUUUAUUAUGUAAACAGAUAUGCCUGUACCCUAUGUUGCCGGAUAACGUUGCACAAUCACAUGUCCUAAUGUCCUGUUGUAUAAAAUAAAGUAAUUAAUAAAUUUAACAGCCAUGUUAGUUAUAGUUUCAUAUUUAUAAUCCUGUGGAUCAUGUGGUUU
This is a messenger RNA of Cuscuta epithymum, 1342 nucleotides long. The record is from the annotation of a GenBank genome assembly. Lineage: Eukaryota; Viridiplantae; Streptophyta; Magnoliopsida; Solanales; Convolvulaceae.